Labrus mixtus (cuckoo wrasse) is the source of this 7406-nucleotide messenger RNA. Its product is annotated as ceramide synthase-like. NCBI's taxonomy places the organism in Eukaryota, Metazoa, Chordata, Actinopteri, Labriformes, Labridae. Bases 226 to 1056 code for a protein of 276 amino acids. The transcript has 5 exons. Gene Ontology annotation, biological process: lipid homeostasis. Gene Ontology annotation, cellular component: endoplasmic reticulum; membrane. The record is from RefSeq and is a predicted model, not a curated record.
GAAACUACCGUUAGUUUUCAUCGUCUUCAGCUCGACACAGUGGUGCUGCUGCUGAGCCUCAGCAGUGUGUGUGUGUGUGUGUAUGUGGAUGGUGGACUGUUCCCGGUGAAAAAACACCGACAACCGGCCUCACAAAAAAUGCCUCAACGCCGCUGAUAAACGGGAGAAACUCGCGGAGGGAGAGCGUCAGGUCGCCGGGCAGGUUUACAGGAAAAUACAGGCAGGAUGUUGCAAGUUUUAGCUUGUGGCGCCGUAGUUUUCCCCGGUCUCUUCUUCGCCUUCAGGAGGAUCCUGCCGUGUGUGUUCAAACACUGGAGCGAUGCCGACGUGGUGCUGGUCAGCGAAAGACUGGUGUCCUCCAUCCAUGCCAUCAUGGCAACCACGGCAGGAGUCAUCGUUGUGUCAUCAUGCCGGGGAAGCGUCAUUAACGACAGGCACUGGCUGGCGACUGCCUUCGUCGUCUGGUAUGGCGUGCCCUACAUGACGUACGACAUCUUCGCCAUGUACCUCAGUCACUUCCACCGCUUCCGAGUCAAAGGGCACGAGGACUACAAGCAGCACUCCCUGAGGACAGUGCACUCGUUCAUCCGCAGAGAGUUCCUGCUGGUGUUGCAUCACAUUGCUCUGCUCACCAUCCUGCUGCCCGUCACACUGUUCUUCAGGAGGGAGCAGGGGGAUUUCUUCAUCGGCUGUUUGUUUUUAACGGAGCUCAGCACACCCUUCGUCUCCCUGGGGAAAAUACUCAUUCAGCUCAGCCUCCAGGAAUGCUGGCUGCACAAGGCCAACGGCGGCAUGGUGCUGCUGACCUUCUUCAUGUGCCGCAUCGCCCUCUUCCCCUACAUGUACUGGGUGUACGGGCAACACUACGGCAUCCCGCUCUACAGCGUCCCCUUCCACCUGCCGCUCCUUACCAACCUGGGCAACUCGUGCAUCCUGGCGCCGCAGGUCUACUGGUUCGUCCUGCUCUGCCGAAAGGGCUACCGUCUUUACAAGCGCAGCCGCAGUCAGGACUCGUCUCCUGUGGCCGCCGUCACUGACAAUUCAAAGGAUGAUUGAAAUCCGAUUUCACGACUGCUCGCUCAAGCCGCACACUCUGCUACUAACGCAACUACUCCUGCAACAGGCACUACUUUGACUUAUCACAUUCGAAAAACCCCCCACCAUCGUACUGUAGUACACCAGGACUGCCUGCUCUCGUCCCACAACUCCUGGGCAUUUUCCGUACACUUUUACUCCUCCGUUUUCAAAUCUGCUGCUGGAGCAGACUUCUCCUCCUCGGAUAAAGUUCUACUACUGAAGUUUGAAGAUUUGUUUUAUUUUUUUUUGUGUUUUUUUUGUUUUUCUGGAUUUGGCUCUUUCCUGGAUCUAUUUGAAGUGCUACUUCAUAUUUAACAUUUACAACACUAAAGAAAAAAGUCAUGUUUGCUUCACUGAGAGUAACAUGUGGAGUAAAAGCUGCAGAACCAGAAGAAGAAGAAGCCUCCACGGAGAGACUUUAUCUUAUCUCUUAACUCCUACUGUGUUUACAGCCUCUGCUGACUCGGAAGGUCUGUUACAGCGUGAGUGUGUGUGAGUGGCUGAUACGACGGGUUGUAUUUAUUUUUCAUGGAUUUGCUGUGACGUAUCGGAUAGUUGCGUUUUCCUCUCCCAUCCAUUCACUAAUCACACUUGACGAGAAGGAUAAGGAAUAGUGGUGGGUGGGGAUGCAAAAAAUGAGGCAGUAUUAGCUGAAAAAAAAAAUUGUCGCUUCAUCCAUUUCAGAGCUUAAAAAAAAAAAAAAAACGACAUUUGCUUGCAACCCUGUUAAUGUGAUAGGUUCUGACUUUUUUACCUCCGUUCAUUUUGGUUGUAGUUCUCACUUCAGUUUUUUUUUGAAAAAACUGCAGCAACAAAUCCCGUGUUCCUCACUGCAACCUCCUUCACACUUUUUCUGGCCCUGGUUCAUUUGUAUCCAGCGGCUGAACCUCAAAAUAAGAGUGCUCGCUCUGUACGCAGGAAUCAAUGCUGCACAAAGACUACAGUUUCUGCUGUCAUUUUGAAUUCAGUUUUGGCAGUAUCUUUGAAUGUUUAUGGCAACGACAGGGGAUUACCUCAACUGCUGGAUCCAUCCCUCAUUUACAUUCCCCCCCUCCCCCCCCAAAAAGCAUGGCAGAAAACACGUGCAUGCCGUAUUUUAUUUUUCUUAAAAAGUUCAGUCGACGAGGAAACUCCUUAAAAAAAAUUGCAGACCAAACUGCUUUGAUUGUCUUAAAAAUGAAAACAUAAAGCCAUGUGAGGAUAACAUAUCUGAUGUGUAUUUGGAUUGAUGUACACCCAAGUGCAUUGAUUGGUGAAAUUCAGCUUUUAAAAUUUUUCCUCUAGACCUGUUUUAUUUUUUUGCAUGUGCGGGUUUUUACCGAGCAGAUUAUAAUGCUACUGAAAAAAAGUUUCAUCUUUUAAAUCCACAAUCUGUUUCAGAAAACUAUCGUCAGAAAUAUUUGGAAACUUGUCAGAAAUGUUCAGAAGCUUCAUUAAAAAAGUUUCAACACUAUCGUCAGUCAUUUUCGGAAAUUUUCAUCAGAAUUUUUUUGAAAAAUGUGUCGGAAAUUUUGUCAAAAAAUCCCUUCAGAAACGUUUGAUCGAAACAUGAUAAGAAAAUGUAAUUGGAAAACAUUUUGGAAACUUUCUUCAAAUAAUUUUAAGAAACGUUUGAAGGAAAUUUUCUUAAACUUUCAGCGUCAAAUGUUUUGAAACUUUGGACGUACCUUUUUCACAAACUGUAGUCAGAAAUGUUUUGACACUUUCAGAUAACAUUGUCAAAAAAGCUGAAAUUUUCUGAACUUUCAUCUUAAAUUUCCAGAAACUUUUAUCAAAAAUCUGAAAACUUUGUUGGAAAAGUUGAAAUAGAGUCCCACCUUUUUCGUUGGUAACUUGGAAAGAGUCGGCCACUGACAGCUUUUGUGUGAUGUGGGGCAGCUCGGGACGAAGGUCUUUAAUGGUCACUUACAGUUUAAUGUGGAGUUUAUGGAGCGUUUGUUUUCACCUGUUAUGGGUCAGCUUGUCCCACCACAGAGGGGGUUUAUGUGGACAUGUGGGGUUAAUGCCCAAUUUGAGACAAACUCAGGGCAGAGGUCAGAGCAAUAAGGUGAGCAGCGACUCAACAGGUCAAACCUAGACGAAGGAGUGACACUUCUGAGCCUUUCAAUAUCGUCUUCAUUUAUCAGGAGGGAUUCUUCCUGAAUCCUCGUUUUAUCAAACCGUCUCUCUUUAGUGUCCGGGAGGCUCCAGAGGUGAACAUGCACUUGUGUGGCGUUGAGCCCUUCACACAGGGCUGUGUAUAUACUCCAUGUAUCUACAUCAUGUUUUUAUUUUCAUUACAAGAAAAUAGUUUAAAAUCGUAUAUCUUAAACGUUUGACUUGAGAAGACCAUUUUUUUUAAUUUUUUUUUUAUCGUUUUGUUGCAUUCACAGUUGCAUAAAGACAUUAGUCUACAAAUCUGUUGCGAGAUGAGAGAGGCUUCACUUUGUGGAUCUGGAGAGUUUUAACUUAUUCAUAUCAGAGAAUUAAAAAAGAGACUAUUAUCAUCCUUCUUAACCCUGAUGUUAGUUUAACUCCUUGGAUAAUAUUCACUCAGUCAUUUAAGCUUUAUAAUCGACGUAUCGUGCAUUAAAUGGCCUUUUUUUUAUAUCCUGCAAAUUUAAUCUAUGCAAAAAGAAAAAAAAACAGGUUGUGGUGCAUGUACACACUAUUAAGGUCACGUCAUAUCACCGUAACAUGCUCUGUUCAGUUCAGAUACUUUGGGACCGUUUAGUUACACUCGGACUAGAAAAUUCAUCCUCCAAUGUUUCUCUUUUUUUCUUUUUUAAAAUCCUCCGCUUGUCUUUUAAAAUAUACCUCACUGGUGUUUCCACAGCUUGAAGUUGAUUUAAUGCUUAAAAGAAAUAUAAAUAUAUAUCUUUCUGUAUUCACAACUUUUGUAGCAAACAAAGAGACAAGUUUACGACCGCAGACACAUUUUUCCGUUUGGAACGCUGAUUUUGAUGGAGGUGUCGCUUUUUUCAACAAAUCAAGAAGAAGGUUGAAUCAGAAGGAAUUUAACUCGCUUAGUUGUAGUCCCCAUCUUCAGAGUAGAAUAUACUCGACUUUACAAGUUUUGUUUUCAUGUUAGCGUUAAUGUUACCUCUUUCAUAAUAUUUGAGAUGUUGCAUACAGAUCCAGAGCGUUAAAGCGAAUGACUCCAUCUGAUGGUUUCCCCUCAUGAAGGCCAGUUUCUUCUUCUUUGUGUAAAAGUGAGCUCGUGUGACUUUAGCGGGACAGCAGCCACUGUGAAGUGCAGAUCAAUAAGUGCUUUUUGCAUUCUCGAGAAGUCCUGGUUUUGAUCUUCUUCCCUCUCUGAUAUUUACAUGGAACACUUUAAACCUGGUUCUGUAUUUCCUGGUAGACAUGUUUCUGUCAGGAUCCAGGUGUCUCGUUAUCUGUGGGCAGAUGUGACCGGAUCCCUCACCGUUUCAGUCGCUAUUUUCCACACCAAAGGAGAUAGUUCAGAAUCCUGGAGAAGGUGUUUACAUGCUUCAGUGUUCUGGUCUUUAUCGGAGUACUCCAGGAAAAGAUGUUUACAUCAGGGAUGUGUGCAGCAAGCCGACUAAACGUUCUCUAGUCAGCUCCAGAAUUACUAGUCCUUUAAAAUAAUAAUCAAUAUCUUCAUACAUCGGCCCUCAAUGGAACUGUACCGGGGCUGUAGCCGUAGACCGACUGUAGUCCUGGCUAAUGGACUGUCUCUCCUCGCUCUACUGCCUGGAUGUAAACCAGCACAGUAAGCAAACAGCAUCUCGUAGGAGCAUUGUGAUAUGUAGGCUGUGUCAGGUUCAACUGUCUUAUUGGCCGGAUCAGUCACCACACAAGUUUAUCACAGGCAUGUUGACGUUCACCAGGCUGGGAACGUUAGCCGCACCAUGCUAACCAAAUUGACAUCAUCUACAGAGAUGCUGUGAUCCUACUCCUUUCUGAAACAUAGAUCAACAAGACGCUAACUGCAUAAGAAAUGUGACUUAAGUUGUGCUCAAUUUAGACACUGAGUGUCUUAAGUGUUUUCUUACCUUGACACUGAUUGGCUAAUCUAAAUUCAUAUUCCUGUUUAACCAGCUCAUGAAUGAGUCGCUUGGCACAUCCCUAGUUUACAUGAAACGGCGCAUAACAGGGGACACGUCCAAACCUGAUCCUAACCAGGAUUAUAGUGAGCAUGUGGAUGCACUUAUUGUAAAUGCUGAAAACAAAGUGUACCAGUGACUGAAUCUGAAGUUUUGUAAUAUAACAGCGGUCAUCAUAAGCUAAAGCUCUUUCCAGACAAACUGAGGCGGUUGCAGUGAAUCUUCUGAGAGAGUUUAAUAUUUUUCCAUCCACAUAUAAGAAAAGUUUGCAUACAUAUCAUGCUUGAAGAGAUAAAAACAAGAAGUUACAGCUUGUUUUUGUAACACAAAAUGAAGGCAUUGACCCAUUAACUCAUCGUGUAUAUGCUGUGAAUUUAACAUUCUGAUAAAUCGUUUGACCUCAAACAUUUACGCUUGUCUCAAAUUUCUAAUAAAGAAAGAAAGUGAGCCGUGAUCCGAGGGUUCAUUUGAAUCUCAAACCCACAUUUUCAAGCUUCAAAAAACUGCUGAGAAAGCCCCAGGGUGCCGAUGAUGCAUUGUGGGACCUGUAGUGUCACUGGUGUGGAAAAGCUGAUGAGUCGUCUUGCUGCUGGACAGACAGACUGUUUGCUGACGAGCAGCGUGAGGAUGAGGGGCGGUCGGACGAGCCGAGCAGCUGAAUGAUGGGAUUGUUUGUCGGGCUUGGCUGAGGUCCAGGAGAGUGCAGGCCUCUUGUUGUCCAGUGCUGACCGGGGCCGCUCUGACUGGGAAACAUCCCAGGCUUUUUGUUCUGCUUUCAGUCCAACUCUUUACCCUUUUUUUUUUUUUUUUCACUGUCCUGCUCACCAACCACCAAGACUGCAUCUCCCAUCAGUUUUAUUGACUCACAUGAUGUCAUGGACCAUCAUUCUUCUACUUACCUCACAGCUCUCUGUCACAGCUGCCACUUAAGUCAGCCAUUUUUGUUUUGUUUCUAAGAUUCCAAGCUGCAGGUCUUGCCGAUAGUCGCCGGUUUAUUUACCAGUGUUUCCUCCCAGCCUCCCUCCCUCCUCUCAUCAUCUCUGCUCGUGUCUUUUCUUGGCUGGUGAACUCUGCAGUGAUGUAAAAACUGCUGAGAGCAGACCAAGCACUCCCUCCUCUCUGCUGCCAUCUGUCGUCAGGAUUAUCUGCUUGUCCACUCAGCACUUUACAAACAGGGCCAGUUGGAAUUAGCAGCACCAGUAUAGAGCAUUUCCUAUUAAGCUGUGCAUGUUUCCUAUGCGGUCUGCUGCCAUCAUAUAUAUUUAUUUACAGUUUUUCAGCCACAGUGACCUCACACAACUACACCUAAUACACUAAAACCCUGACCUGAGGGAUUGUUUUAAUGCUCUGAGUUGGAAUUCACCGGAUGUUUUCAGUGAUACUAAUCAGAUGAAUGAUUGGUUUUCUGGGUAGUUUAAAUCUGACAGCAAUGCCACCUGACGUGUGUUUAUAAAGCUAUCCUUCCUCUCUGACCUAGAGUUGGAGAAGCUGCAUUUACACAAUAAGGUCAAGUUUGCGGAGCGAGUUUGCGAUUUAUAGACGUGCGCCUUUAUUUUGCCUUUGCAAGAAUCAGUUUUUUACAUUUUAGGGUUGUCGGGAUACAAAAAUGUUAAACUCUAAUAGGAUACAAGAAAACAUCUAAAAUAUAUCAUGACCUGUUUCAACACCACAGCAACCAAAAUGGAAGUCUUAGGCACCCAAUAUUUGGUAAUUUCUUGUUUUUAAUUGAUUUACAUCCGUCACACUGUCUGAAUUGCACAAAAACAUCGGCAACAUUUCGGUAUCAAAACGUUGCCGAUGUGUUUCGAACAAUUCAGACGGCGCUCCGUGUCUUUCUCUUGCAGCAGCUUUGGGUUCAAAUUCUACUAAAGUUUCUGAGCUUUUCAACACUAAAAAGUAAUUUUAAAACACACAAUAUGAAAAGGUAUUAAAGCAUUCAACAUUUUGAUAACCUUAAGACAUUUGAAACCUCCCGUUGCCCAUUGCUCUGAUUUUGACAGGUCACUUUGAAGCUAACGGUUCAGAAGAAGAGGGUUUGAAGUUGAUUGCAAAAUUUUAACCGACAUAAAAGGAUAGCAACCAUAACAUUCCUCACUUCCCCUUGGUUUUAUCAUCCAAUGUUCUCGUUCUUUUUGCUUUUGAUCGCAGUAGCUUUUCAUUCAGGCAGUUUUUAAGAGUCCCUCCGGUGAAUAAAAACAGAAAAUAUUUAUUUGUGAGAAUAUGUGUCAAGAAUUCAAAUGUAAUGUCUAGCCCUGCUCCAUUAAACCCACAAUGACUAAA